ACACGUUAGCACGUUUCAAAACAAAUUCAGAGUUAGAUAAUUAUUUUGUUCGCCAUUAUUGAUUGCUUCAAAUUAAGGCCAACUUGUUUAAUUUAGAAGCUGUCACGAGAUCUUAUGACGUCAGACCAGUCUGGAAAAUCACUUCCUGCCAUGGACGUAUUCUCAGAGAGCAUUGGAUAUCUCGUGAAAGCUGCUAUACACCAAAUAAAUCAGGUUUCAGAGAAAGAUAUCACAUGGGUCCUUACAGUCCCUGCAAUCUGGAAUGAACCUGCAAAGCAGUUCAUGAGGGAGGCAGCCAUCAAGACUGGGAUAGACAAAGACAAGUUGAUGUUAGCCCUGGAACCGGAAGCUGCAGCAAUAUACUGUCGAUAUCUACCCAGUACACUUGGUGGCAAAGACGAGAAUGAUAUCCUCAGCUUCCUCCAUCAUGGUGGGCGGUAUAUGAUCGUGGACAUUGGAGGUGGGACCGUAGACAUUGCGGUACAUGAGGUUUCUGGUGAUGGGAAAACUGUUACAGAGAUCCUACCGGCGUCUGGAGGGGCUUGGGGAGGAGACAGUGUCAACCGAAGGUUUUUCAACUAUUUCAGCAAGAAGAUUGGUGAAGAAAAAAGUAAAAAUAUAAAAAAAACUCGAACGUCUCACUGGAUGGUACUUGAGAACAAUUUUGAAGGAAAAAAGAGGAAAUUAAAAAUAAACACAGAAAACGAUAUUCGACUCGAACUACCGCCGGUUAUCGUUUUGGAAUCAGGACUGAAAGUUGAUUUGAGCAAGUCAUUCAAAAUCGACAUACGCAACGAAGACUUCAGAUCCUUUUUCAAUUCAACGAACAACAUAGUCAGCCACAUGAGACAUAUAUUUAACAGAAUUGUUGACAUUGAGCUUGUCUUAAUAGUAGGGGGCUGUGCCCAGUCAGAUUAUGUUUCGAAUAUGCUAAAAAAUGAAUUUCCCUCAAAGACGGUUUUGGUACCCACAAAAGCUGAAGUAGCUGUGAUGGAAGGCGGAGUUAUGUUUGGAUUCGAACCAUGGACUGUGACCGCCAGAAUGUGUCGUCACACUUACGGCAUUGGAUGCAAUCGCCCAUUUGAAGAAGGGUUCCACCGAGAGGAGUAUCGAAAGGAUAUCGACGGUAGAGACAUGUGUGGGAAUAUAUUCGGCAAACUGGUUGCUGAGGGGGAGGUAUUGGAUAUUACAGAAAAACGCGUAGCUGAGCAAUACAGCUCGUCACACAAGGAUAAAGCGAGAAAGGAUAUCGUAGUGAAUAUCCCAUUUUACGCGUCCACAGACAAAUUGUGCAGGUACAUAACAGACAAAUCAUGUGAAAGAAUAGGUAACAUCAAAGUGUACCCUCCAAAUGACGGAUGGCCUGAUGAAGUUCACUACCGCGUCGAAAUGUACUUCGGAAGAACCGAAUUCGAGGUGAAGCUAUUCAACGAUAUUGAUGAAAGAGAAUAUAACGCUAAGUAUGACUUUCUCAUCGAGCAAAAUGUUCCAGAGGUUUUACCGCACCUACCAGCCCCAGCUCGGGAUACAAGUCGCUGUACAAUAUGCUAAAGUACAUGUAUGGAAAAUAGAUAAGACUGUGAUUUAAAGGGAAACAAAUGAGUGUCCAUUAUAAUACACAAAAUUCCAAGAUGAAGAAGAGACACUUUUUUUGCAAAGGGUGUUCCACGAACUUCUCGACUUUUUACAAGGAUUUUACAAAAGACAGAUAAUAGAGUAUGUGAUUACAAAUCUAAGAGCUACAUACAUUGGGGACAAACAGAAUUAAACUUCAUACUGCUGUUUAGUCCUUAGGACUCGUCAGUGAUGCUAAGGACUUAAAAGUGUUGAUGCCUGGGAUUAUAGAUAGUCACGUGACGACCUAAGUGAACUGACCGGUGUCUGGUGGUGGGAAUGUUUUGAUAAAAUUCUUAUAUUUCUGGACAUGUUUUCUAAGAUCCGAUAUGUUUGUAUCAUGUUUUGAUUAUUUACCUUUGACCAGACAAAGGUCGGCCAUUUUAUAUAUAGACACAGGGAACUGUUACAGCUGUUAUCAUUAUAUUAUGGCGUGUUCGUCCAAAGUUGAUACGGAGUUCCAUAUUACCCAGAAAAGGCCUUGGCACUCACAACCCCGGAUUGUGAAGCAACUUAAGACAAUCGCCAAUAAAUGACCAGUAACGUGUCACCUGUCAUUUUCGAAAAUAGGCGUCCCGUUUAAGGAUCGUCGAGUAUCCGUGAUCAUGUGGCAACUGGCACUAAGACGGUUAUCAGUAACACUCAAUCUCAAUAUCCCCUGGAUGUUUGCUAAAGUUUGCUCCGAUGCUGGGCCCCACCAUUGUGCCAAUGGAAGCUAGUUUAAUUGAACAAUCAUUAACUUAGUUAAUUCGAUCUAUGGUUUAGAGUGCCGUGAAUGCUGCUAUUCGUCACUAAGAAAUACAUUGAGAAAGGGUUGCCCCUGAUUAAAACUAUUGAAAAGCGGGCAUCCGAACUGUUGGUUCUAAAAAACAAACCGAGACAAAUAUUCUUAAGACAGGGUUAGAGGAACAGCAGCAGUACUCGAGCGCUUCAACUCCACAACGUCCCUGUACCUGGAGGUGAUCUCUAAGCUUUCGACACACAAGAUGCAGAAGUCAAAAUAAGCCGCGAGGACAUUUCCAGGUCCAAUAUCCUUGAUAAAGUGAACAAUCGCUCGACGACUGUUAUUACGCGCCUUGUUAGAUACACAGAUCGUCACAAAGUUUUCCAGAACAAAACGGUUUGUAAACGGACAACAAUUUCAUUACUGGGAGUCCCACUGGACACCGAUCAGCGCAUGUUAGCCGACUUAAUAAUUAAACUACGCAAAGAAAACCACAUAUAUGCCCUGUGGAAAAUGGACGGCAGGAUCUUUUACAAAACUGGUGAAUUCGCAGAAAACAAUCUGAUGCAUAUGUUAGUGCACCCGAGUCAAAUCAUUAUCCAUGAAUAGAGUUAUUCCAUUAUAAGCAUGCUGACAUGCCAUUUUUAAAAUGAAAUUAUUCGAGGUAAAGAGCAUGUGUUAAUACAAAGCUGACAUGAUUUAUCAAGAUGAAAGCACGAUGUGAAUAUGCUGACAUUUUUAAAAAAUGAAACUGUUUCAUGUAAACUUGCUAACAUGCUGUUUCAGAAUGAAAUUUGAUAUGAAAACAUGCUGUCAUACUAUUUCGAAAUGAAAUUGUUCAUAAAAACAUGCCGACAAGCCAUCCAUUUCAAAAUAAAAGUGUUCCACCAAAAAUGCUGACAUGAUACGUCAUAUAAAAGCUGAGUACUAUGUAAUCAUGCUGACAUGUAAACAUUCUAUAUCACAAUGAAAUCGUUCCGUGCAAAUAUGCUGACAUGCAAUUUUAAAGGAAAAUAUGUCAUAGAAGCUUUUUCAAAGUAAACAUGUCGAUAUGCCAUGAAAUUAUUCCAUGUAGAUAUGGUUUGUCGCAAUGAAGUUACUUUAUGCGAAAAUACUGACACUUGCUGUUUAAGAAUGAAAUUAUUCCAUGUUAACAUGCCGACAUGCCAUUUUAAAAGAAAUUCUUCCAUGUGAACAUCUACUUUAUCACAAUGAAAUUAUUUCAUGUAAAUAUGCUUUGUCAUAAUGAAGUUAUUCUAUGUGAACAUUCUGACACUUGCUGUUUACGAAUUAAUUCAUUCCAUAUUAACAUGCCGACAUGCCAUUUUAAAAGAAAUCAUUCCAUGUAAACCAUAUACUUUAUCACAAUGAAAGUGUUCCAUGUAAACAAGCUGUUAAACUAUUUUAUAACACAGUGUCCCAUGUAAACACGGUGAUAAACUAUCUUAUAAGACAGUGUUCCAUGAAAGCAUGUUGACAAGAUACAUCCGAUAAAGGUGUCUUACGUAAACAUGCUGUUUCAAAAUGUAAUUAUUCCAUGACAGCAUACUGACAUAAUUAUGCUGUUGAAGAAUGGAAUUGUCCAUGUAAAUUUGCUGACAUACUAUUCCAAAUGAAAUUACUCUUUGUAAGCAUACAUACAUACAUAUGCUGUUCAUGAAUGAAUUUAUUCCAUGUAAACAUGCUGAUGAUAUAAGAUGAACUUAUAUUAUUAAAAAACAACAUGCAUACAUGCUGUUUCAAUAUGCCAUUGUUCCAUGAAAUCUCGCUGACACGUUUCAGAAUUUUAUUCUUCCUUGUAAGGAUGCUGGUAUGCCAUUUCAUAAAGAAUUUAUUAGAUACUAUGUCACAAUAAAACUAUUCUAUGGAAACAUGCCCUGUCACGAUGAAAUUGGUCCAUGCAGACAUGCUGAUGUGCUAUUUCAAAUGUUUGGUAAAUGUGCUACGUCAAAGAACAUUGUUCCAAGUAAACACGCUGACAUGCUAUUUCAAUAUGAAAUUGUUCCACGUAAGCAUGUUGACAUACUAUUUAAAUAUGAAAUUGUUCAAUGUAUGCAUGCUGACAUGCUAAUUCUAAGACACAUAUUUGUCUGA
Messenger RNA from Pecten maximus, 4432 nucleotides. RefSeq names its product heat shock 70 kDa protein 12B-like. The coding region runs from base 115 to 1551 and encodes 478 amino acids. Gene Ontology annotation, molecular function: ATP binding; ATP-dependent protein folding chaperone. The record is from RefSeq and is a predicted model, not a curated record. The transcript has 3 exons. Lineage: Eukaryota; Metazoa; Mollusca; Bivalvia; Pectinida; Pectinidae.